Messenger RNA from Arvicanthis niloticus (Nile rat), 1535 nucleotides. Lineage: Eukaryota; Metazoa; Chordata; Mammalia; Rodentia; Muridae. The record is from RefSeq and is a predicted model, not a curated record.
CGGGGCGGUGCCCGCCACGACGUCGCGGGGUCUGCGGUGGGAAGUGGAGGCUGCGGCGCGUCUCUCUGCCCUUGACAGCCUUUCCCGUCUCCAUGGCUGCCUUGACGACUCUGCAGGGCGUCGUCCGCAGGCCUCUGCUUCGCGGGUUGCUGCAGGAAGUAAGAUGCCUGGAGAGAAGUUAUGCAUCCAAACCCACUUUGAAUGAAGUGGUUAUAGUAAGUGCUAUAAGAACUCCCAUUGGAUCCUUCCUGGGCAGCCUCGCCUCUCAGCCAGCCACUAAGCUUGGUACUAUUGCAAUUCAGGGAGCCAUUGAAAAGGCAGGGAUUCCAAAAGAAGAAGUGAAGGAAGUCUACAUGGGCAAUGUCAUCCAAGGGGGUGAAGGACAGGCCCCUACCAGGCAAGCAACGCUGGGUGCAGGUUUACCUAUUUCCACUCCGUGCACCACAGUAAACAAGGUUUGUGCUUCAGGAAUGAAAGCCAUCAUGAUGGCCUCUCAAAGUCUCAUGUGUGGACAUCAGGAUGUGAUGGUGGCAGGCGGGAUGGAGAGCAUGUCCAAUGUCCCAUACGUAAUGAGCAGAGGAGCAACACCGUAUGGUGGGGUAAAACUUGAAGACCUGAUUGUAAAAGACGGGCUAACAGAUGUCUACAAUAAAAUUCAUAUGGGUAACUGUGCUGAGAACACUGCAAAGAAGCUGAGUAUCUCACGGGAGGACCAGGAUGCGUACGCUGUCGGCUCUUACACCAGAAGUAAAGAGGCAUGGGAUGCAGGGACGUUUGCAAGUGAGAUCACUCCCAUCACCAUCUCAGUGAAAGGUAAAUCAGAUAUGGUGGUGAAAGAAGAUGAAGAAUACAAGCGUGUUGACUUUAGUAAAGUGCCAAAGCUCAAGACAGUAUUCCAGAAAGAAAAUGGCACAAUAACAGCUGCCAAUGCCAGCACAUUGAAUGAUGGAGCAGCUGCUGUGGUUCUCAUGACUGCAGAGGCAGCCCAGAGGCUCAGUGUUAAGCCGUUGGCACGAAUUGCAGCAUUUGCUGAUGCUGCUGUAGACCCUAUUGAUUUUCCACUCGCACCUGCAUAUGCCGUGCCUAAGGUUCUUAAAUAUGCAGGACUGAAAAAAGAAGACAUUGCCAUGUGGGAAGUAAAUGAGGCAUUCAGUGUGGUUGUACUAGCCAACAUUAAAAUGCUGGACAUUGACCCCAAAAAAGUAAAUAUCCAUGGAGGAGCUGUUUCUCUGGGCCAUCCAAUUGGGAUGUCUGGAGCCCGGAUUGUUGUUCACUUGGCUCAUGCCUUGAAGCAAGGAGAAUUCGGUCUGGCUAGUAUUUGCAAUGGAGGAGGAGGUGCUUCCGCGGUGCUGAUUGAGAAGCUGUAGACAACUUGUUUUAGGAGACAGUUCCAUGUGACCUGCUGAAGUGAAUGUGACUUCUUUGGGCCAGGUUAUAUUCAGCAGAAGCUAUUUCAUUUUUUAUUAUUUUUUAUUAAAAAUUUUUUAAAAAUCAUAUCAAAAAACCCAUUGAAAUUACAAAUAAAAAUUUCUUCU